Messenger RNA from Suillus plorans, 417 nucleotides. RefSeq lists its product as uncharacterized. NCBI's taxonomy places the organism in Eukaryota, Fungi, Basidiomycota, Agaricomycetes, Boletales, Suillaceae. Bases 1 to 417 code for a protein of 138 amino acids. The transcript is spliced from 5 exons. The record is from RefSeq and is a predicted model, not a curated record.
AUGUCUAUCGAUGGUGUCCUUGUGAAUGUGCGUGACCCUGACUUCGUGUUGGGGACGCACAGAGACGGUGUGCACACGAAGGUCGAAGGCCAGGCCUUUAACCAGACUGACAAUCAGAGGUGGACCUCGAAAUACAAAUAUGUCAAAGAAACAGACACGCAUUUGUGGUCGGUCCAGAACAAGGAUACUGGAGAUUACUUGUCAUGGAAUUCGAGCAAGCAAGUCAUCAUGAGCGACACUGAGCACUGGUGGAAAUUGGUCUUCGUAGGCGGCAAUGUCGUAUUCCAAAUCCCGCAUGACCCCAAGGAUGAUCAAAGCAUCUAUACUUUGGAACUUGAAGAUAAUGAAUCGGUCACCCUCAAGGACCAGCAGGAGCCUCCCAUCAAAAGGCAGCUGUGGAUGAUCGAGAAUAAAUGA